GACCAUGUUGUAGUUUCGUUUUUUGUUUUCUUUCGGCGAAAUCAAUGGAGGGGCAACUUAAUCACGGAAAAGGCUCAGAAGCUGAAAGUAUAAGCCAGCUUGGUUCCGAAGCGAAUUUGGGCCUUCGUCGUGGGAAAUGCAAAUGGUUCAAUGUAGCUAAAGGAUGGGGGUUCGUGACACCAGACGAUGGGGGUCAAGAUGUGUUUGUUCACCAGAGCGUGAUUCAAAUGGGCGGGUUUCGGUCGUUAGGAGACGAAGAGGAAGUUGAGUUCGAAUGUCAAGUUUCCGAUAAAGGGUUAGAGGCAACCAAAGUUACCGGCCCACAGGGCACCGAUUGUCGGGGUUCCCACCGGCGCCCCGCUUCAAAGAAACGGUUCAGGAAAAUCAGGUGCUACAAUUGCGGCGAGUUUGCUAAUCACAUAGCAGCCAAAUGUACAAUGGGUCCUCAGCCCAAGCGUUGCCAUAAUUGCAAGAGCGAAGGACAUCUUAUUGCCGAUUGUCCGACUAGGCAAGAGCGGCCCCCAAAAGCGUCGGGUAGCGCGAAAGAGAACGGCGACACCGAAGGUCAAAACGGCGACUCGUCGCUAACGCCAUCUAAAUCCGAAUGACCAAAGUACUCGAGUAAAAUCGAUAUUACAUUAAGUAGGUUGCGGCUGAAUUACUAUCCUCGCAGUAACUGGUAAUCCUGUUAAGUGCAGAUCGCUGUUUGCAUCAGCUUGGUUUUCUGUAUCAUAGUUGGGGCUGUAAGUUAUCGAUUUUUCGUAAAUUGUAACCUCAAGAAAAAAAAAUGUUUCGUGCUGAGUUUUGGUUAGUUAAUUUAUUUGUUUUUUUACCUAGAAACAGUUUUGCAAUCAGGCGUUCUGCUGAUAAAACAAGGGUAAUCAAUGAACAGUUGUUCCCAAAAUUAAUAGAUUAGUAGAUUUAGGCGUAAAGUUGGAGAAUUCGUGUUUUUUUUUUUCAAAUGUACUUUGUAGAAUUUAUUUAGGCCAUUGCUCGAAAUAAUGUCUGUGGUACAUAAAUGAAAAUUUUACACCCAGCUGCGGAUUUUUCAAAGUUAGGUUAAGUAAAUGCUGAUAUACCGUCAUAUCUACCAAACACAUACCACGGGCGGAUGUAGUUAUGACACCAUAAAAUGCCAUGUAAUUUUAUUCGAAAUUUAUUUUGUGUUUAUAGAAGAUAUUUAUUAAUACUGUUUUAAAUUAUUGUUUUAGCAUUUAUUUAAAAAUUAUGACAAUAUUGGCUAUUUUGGACGUGUUUUAUGAAAAGUUUUUGUUUUUUUUUAAUUUGAUAUGGGGAAGAUAUUUUUUCAAUUUUCUCAUACAAAGUGUUCCAAGUGCAUAAUCUGGGUUACAUAUAUCUAGCAAUUAAAUUAUUCAAGAAAUUAAUUAUCGAGGAAGUCGAUAAUUUUUUUUGAGGCAAAAACAAUGGCCUUUUGAUGGGGUGAAAAUUGAUAAAAUACAUUCCUCUUCAUUUUACUUAAAAAUUUGUUUUUAUUAUAUAUUUCUUUUAUUGCGAAGAUAUUUUGCGUAGAUUGACAAAAAUUUAGAAGCAGGAUAUGACGUCUAACUACACCGAGGUAUAUCUACGUUAAAUAAGAACUCCACCUAAUAUUAGCGUAACAUUAGUUUAAUUUAAGAUUUUUCCUAUCCCCAUUCGGAUAGGUGAACUACACAUUCUACCUCAUUAAAAGACUUUUAAAUGUAAGAUUUUUAAACUUUAACGUUCAGUUGCCUAUCGCCUUUUUCACUGUAUUUGUACAUUGUAUUCGUACCUGAUAUUGAUCUUGUAGCAUAAUCGACGUAUGUAUUUUAAUUUUAUUUAAUUCUCCACCAAUCAGUGUUCAAGGUAUUAUUAUAAAAAAGUUGUAACAGUUUAUUGGAAACAACUUACUCAAUUUUUUCAUUUCUAAAAGUUAUAACUUAACUCUGUAUCAUGUUUCGGCAUAUAGUUUUUAAAUGUUUAUUUGAAUGGGAACUCUUUCACAUUACUAUUCAAAGUUGUAAAUAUUUUGCCUAAUAUGUACUUCAAGAGACUGAUACAAAUCAGGGAUUUUAAAGCUUAAGAUAACAAGAAUGUUUAUAAAAUUACUUUUUC
Messenger RNA from Cylas formicarius (sweet potato weevil), 2094 nucleotides. RefSeq names its product protein lin-28 homolog (gene lin-28). NCBI's taxonomy places the organism in Eukaryota, Metazoa, Arthropoda, Insecta, Coleoptera, Brentidae. Gene Ontology annotation, molecular function: nucleic acid binding; zinc ion binding. The coding region runs from base 45 to 608 and encodes 187 amino acids. The record is from RefSeq and is a predicted model, not a curated record. The transcript has 4 exons.